Molecule: messenger RNA, 207 nt
Organism: Sclerotinia sclerotiorum 1980 UF-70
Lineage: Eukaryota; Fungi; Ascomycota; Leotiomycetes; Helotiales; Sclerotiniaceae
Exons: 1
Coding region: 1-207 (68 amino acids)
Source: RefSeq, a predicted model, not a curated record
AUGCAGAGACAGCAAGAUAUGGCUCAGGCGUCAGUGGGCAUCAAUACCAACACGCAAGAAAUCGAAGCAGCGCGAGCAAAAACUGUAGCUGCGGUUGCAGCUGUGGUGGCGGCCGCGACCAAGAAGAGAAAGGAGAGGGAAAUGGAAAGGUUGGUAGGGAUAAGGACGUCGAUGGUGGUGGAUGGGUCGGGUGAGGAUGGGCAGUAG